Sitophilus oryzae (rice weevil) is the source of this 1289-nucleotide messenger RNA. RefSeq lists its product as uncharacterized. Lineage: Eukaryota; Metazoa; Arthropoda; Insecta; Coleoptera; Curculionidae. Bases 31 to 909 code for a protein of 292 amino acids. The transcript has a single exon. The record is from RefSeq and is a predicted model, not a curated record.
UCGCGCCACAACGACCAUAUCACGUACGACAUGCUCAAGAUGAACUGCAAACUCGUCUCCGCGUGCUUGUUCUUCGCGAUUGUCGCGGCCAGCGGCCUUCCAGCUCAGGAAGAGGCCCGCAGCAACUCCAUCCAGACCGAGAGUGACCUUCUGGAUUCGAUCUACACCGAUUGUUUACGAAAAGACUCGCUGUCCUGUCUCAAGUACAAAAUCUACAGUUUCGUCGACAAAACCCUAGGACAGAAAGAUACCAUCACAGUAACCGAUGGGAUUCAGAUCGUGAAAAGCGGCAACGAAAAAGACGGUGCUCCUCGUGCGUUUAACGGAGAUGAAACCAUCGAGUCCCUCGUCUUGGACCGUGUCUCCCGCUUCCUGAACAGCCACACCAUCAAAGUUGACCUGAAAGGAAGCGAUCUAGUCAACGCAGUCCAAUCCGGAGCAAGAAGUCUAUCAGAAGUCGUGGAAGAUGACGCAGUUGAAGAAGGCAGAGGUAAGAAAAAGAAGAAGGGAGGUAACAUGGGAGGUCUCAUGGCCAUCCUCGCACUCAAGGCCGCCCUCCUGGGAAAACUCGCACUCUGGGCCAUCGCACUCAUCGCCGGAAAAGCCCUGAUCAUCGGUAAAAUCGCCCUGGUCCUCUCGGCCAUCAUCGGAAUCAAGAAACUCCUCGGCAGUCAGGGCCACGGGAAACACGUAACGUACGAAGUGGUGGCGCACCCGCAGCACAGCAGCAGUCACGUGGCGACUCACGAGGUAGCAUACUCCGGUGGUUCAGGACAUGGGGGUGGUUAUGGAGGUGACAUUGGGGGAGGAAGUUACGGAAGUUCGGGACACGGUGGAUGGGGAAGGUCACUUGACGCCCAACAGUUAGCUUACCGAGGUCAAUUACCAGCCCAGCAACAACAACAAUAGGAACCUAAUUAACUGGUUCAGUACCUGCCAAAUGACGGUCUAACCCCCUGCAGGAGCACACAACCUAGAUGUCUAAAUGUACAUUUUUUUCAGAGACAUUUUCGUUGGAGGCCUGCAAUCAGACCUACUAAGUUUUUUAUUUCUAUUUAUGUAAUUUAUUUCAAACGUUAAGCUUAAGUAACUUAUUGUAGCGAUAAAUACUCUUGACGAUAUAAAAAUAACGACAGACGACAGACUUGGACUAUUUAUUGAAACGUUAACCAUGACAGCCCGAAUUUUUUUCGGGAUUAAGAUUGUAGCUUUAAGUGAUUUUGUUAUUUUUUUACGAUAGAAAAUAAAGAAAUAAACGACUUUUCGAUAAAAGAACUUUAAGAACCGAA